Truncatella angustata is the source of this 1032-nucleotide messenger RNA. RefSeq names its product Alpha/Beta hydrolase protein. The transcript is spliced from 2 exons. Lineage: Eukaryota; Fungi; Ascomycota; Sordariomycetes; Amphisphaeriales; Sporocadaceae. The record is from RefSeq and is a predicted model, not a curated record. Gene Ontology annotation, molecular function: hydrolase activity. Bases 1 to 1032 code for a protein of 343 amino acids.
AUGCAAGACCUUAACCCCCUCAUCCUGGGCGCCCCUCCCCCACUAGACGCAGCAUGGCAGGCCCACGAAGCCGCCGCGGGCUUGCUUCAGCCCAAGCCGGUACUCUCGGCACUCGAACGCCAGCCCAUCUAUGCGUCCGACUGCCGGGCCCGGAACGCGGCCAUGAUGGCGCUGGGGGCGCGGGACCACGAGCUUUCGCGGGGCGUCCGCGUCAGUUCCCUGACGGUCCCCGGUCUGGAGGACGGGUACGAGAUACCGGUGCUGCGGUAUGAGGCAGAAGAGGAAGACAAGGAAAAGGAACAAGUCAUACUCAUCUACAUCCACGGCGGCGGCCUCCUGGUCGGGGAAGCGGACAGCGAGGAGUUAACAUGUCGGCGACUCGUCAAGUAUUUCCCUCGCCCAUCCUCUUCUCACACUGGUGGCCAGGAGGCUGUCAAGCUCUACUCGAUAGGCUACCGCCUGAUGCCGCAGGUGGCCGCCCAGACGUGUCUCGGCGACGUGACCUCCGCCUUCAAGUCAAUAAGGCAGCUCCAUCCAGCCGCCAGGCUCGUACUGGUCGGCUCCUCGUCCGGCGGAGAGCUCGCGGCGUUCCUGUCGCAGGCCCUGGCACCUGGGUCGCUCUCCGGCAUCCUGCUGCGCUGUCCAGUAACCGCGGACGCACCUGCGCAUGUGCCCAGCGGGUUUGAGGACUGGCAUACGAGUGCGAGCCCGCCGUUCGUCACGUCGUUGCUGGGACUGUUCAACCGCCAGGUGCCUCGGGAUGGGUUCGAAAGAAUGCCGCUCGAGAUUCCCACUGAUGAGGUUGAGGGCCUGGAAAUGGCUCGUACUUGGGUUCAGGUGUGUACAAAUGAUGUUUUAUACUCGGACGGGGUAUGCUAUGCAAAGUUAUUGCAGGAUGCUGGAAUUGAGGUAAAGGUCGACGUCGUCGAAGGGUGGCCGCACACGUUCUGGUUGAAAGCGCCGCAUCUCGAUCGAGCGCUUGAAGCAGAUAACGAAUUGCUGAGAGGUUUGGCCUGGGUGCUCGAACUCUAG